Molecule: messenger RNA, 1844 nt
Organism: Pteronotus mesoamericanus
Lineage: Eukaryota; Metazoa; Chordata; Mammalia; Chiroptera; Mormoopidae
Gene: INSYN2B
Product: inhibitory synaptic factor family member 2B
Exons: 3
Coding region: 237-1844 (535 amino acids)
Source: RefSeq, a predicted model, not a curated record
AUUAUCACUGCAAUGAAAUAAUAUUUUAACUGCAGGGGAGGCAUUACAGAUAGCUCCCAAGUAGACUUGCCGGCUGGGAAUGGCCCACACAGCUCCCUGUACUCAGAGGAAAGGGCCACUCCAUCUCGGCUGGCAGGUCUUGGUGUCUGAGAUGCCAUUGUCAGAUGCUGCUCCAAAGACCUAAGGACAUGUGCCCAGGAGAAGUGUAUGGUCCCAACCCUUUCCACUGAGGCUCAAUGGCCCAGCAAAAUAUGAAAGUGCGGCCUGUGCUCCUGAAGCGGAACAGCCUGGAGUCAGUGGAGUUGGUGAAGCAGCCACACCACCGCAGGAGCAAGUCUCAGCAGGUGCGGUUCAAAGACGAUGGGACAAGCAAAGUGCCGCCUGGCCUCCCCGAGGCGGAGGUCCAUGCUCCUGAAGACCCAGUGGUGACAGGCAAGACUCAAGCACCUCGACACCAUCACCUCCCCACCUACUCGCUCUCCUUCCCCAGGUCCCAGAAGGCAGGGGGCUUUCGGAACAUCGCGAUCCAAACUUCCCCUAGUCUCAGGAAGCAUUUCCCAAUUUUCAAAAGGAAGAGACUCACAGCCAGUAAGUCCCUGGUGGAAAUGCCAACAGCACCCCAAAGUGCCAUCCAGGUCAAUGGCAACCUCUCUGAGCAGGACAUUGUGUCUUCUGAACUUGCCUACUUAAGGCUGGCUCAGCAUCUUGAGGAUGGGCCUCGAAGGGUCAAGGCAUCCCACCCAUUUCUCCCUAGAACGGCCAAGGUGCAAAGCAAUGGGCCUGUUAGCAUAUGCUUGGAAGCAGGGCCUUGGAGAGCCUCAGAGAAAGCGACAGCUGCCAUUCAAGUCCCCGAUGAUAUUUAUCACAGUCCUCCCUGGGCGGCAAGGGAGCCCGCUUUCAACCAAGACGGGUCUGCAGGGUUGAGCAACCCCACCCACCCUUCAGUUGACCUGUGUCCAGGCGAUGGGAGAAGAGCGCUGCCAUCCGACUCAGAAAGAUCCUCCUGCUGCUUAAACGCCACCAGCGGUGCCAACCACACGCCAGGCACGGGGAAACUUAAACCCGAAUUGCUUUUGCCCAAAGACAACUCCAGUGACAAAGACUUUGGCCCACUAUCAUCUCUGUCAAAGGACACAUGGGUUCCCUCACCUCCACGGACUCACAGUUCCCUGUCACCAGGCUCCCACGGCCAGCCGGCCCACCCCGGAGGGGCAUCAGACUGUUCUCCAUCGAGCAACCACCACCAGGAGCUGCCAUCACUCAAACCGAACGAUGCAUCAAAAUCUGCCCCUGCGCAUCAGGAGCAGGCCGAGAAGGCCCCCGCCCCGCCAGACGCCCCGGCGCCUCACAGUUGUCCCGGAAAUGGCCAGCCCCCAUCCUCUCUUCCAAGGAGGGAGACCAAACUUCAGGGCAGCAGGGACGUUGGGGGGAUUAAUCAAAUCCACCUGGCACGGGGCGAACUCUGCGACCUCCAAGGCAGGCUGCAAUCUGUGGAGGAAUCUCUGCACUCGAACCAAGAGAAAAUUAAAGUCCUUUUGAAUGUAAUUCAAGACUUGGAGAAAGCACGGGCUCUCACAGAAGGGCGCAACUUUUAUCGAACGGGCCAAGACCUCAACAACUGCAGUACCUGUCAGAACACAGCGUGCAUCAUAUACAGUGUAGAAUAUGAUUUUCGGCAGCAAGAAGGCAGGUUCCACGAAGUGCUGCAGAAUCUGGAGGAGGCGGCACCAGCCGAAGAGCCCUCUCCCCCACCAAAGUCCCCGGCAGAACCCCCUGUUUCUGAGAAGCAGGAUUUAAGGCGGAAAACUAAGAAGGUGAAGAAGAAAUGCUUCUGGUGGAUCUAG